Molecule: messenger RNA, 3571 nt
Organism: Limulus polyphemus (Atlantic horseshoe crab)
Lineage: Eukaryota; Metazoa; Arthropoda; Merostomata; Xiphosura; Limulidae
Product: sarcalumenin-like
Exons: 6
Coding region: 764-2995 (743 amino acids)
Molecular function (GO): GTP binding
Source: RefSeq, a predicted model, not a curated record
AUUCAACACGACAGCUGGUGUCGAACGCUAGGAGUCUCGUCACAACAAUAAUUUUUUUUUUAGUAGACGUAUUCGAUGAAAACCAAACGUACAUGUCACACGUAUAGAAAAAUAUAAAUACACCUUACAAUAUCUUAGUGUCAAACAAUUAUUAUUAUUGAACAUGUUACUAAGACACCGUCUUAAUCGUCAUCAGCAGAACGUGUACUAGAACACAUGAAUUAGAGACCUUGACGACAUAAACCCCUUAUUCCUUUAUUUGGUUCUAUGUCACUAGGAUCGGGGAAGUUAUUUUUGGACAAUCUUUUGAACAGAUUCCAAAAACCUUGCUCAAAUUCUCCAUUUUUCACAAGGAAAACCAGCGACACAUUAUUUGUUAAAAGUACAACACUUUCAUUAUGUUUAAAAUAUUUUCAAUGCAGAAAAUCUAAUUUUUUAAAAAUAUUUAUCUAUUUAAAAGUUUAAUGCUUUAUUGUUCAAGCCGCCCGUGACACAGAAAUCUUCAACUCUUAUUGGUGAUUUGAAUGUCUGCGCGUGUUGCCGUGAUGCCAAUAAACUUGGUAGAAGGAAGAGUCGAGAUUGCGUCCUAACGAGAAUGAUCAACAAUAAUGGGUUCGGGAGAAUAAUGUAACAGCAUAAUGGGGAGAGCGCAGAGACUUCCAGUUGAGUCGUCAUUUUGAGAUGUAAGAACGUACUACCUCCUCCUCUCGAAAUAACGUAUCGAAACAGCUCGGUCAUUGUGGCCUAACUUACCACGAUCGCAAUGAUUGGAAGUAAGCUACAACACCUGCUUUUAUUUGUGUGUAUUAUCAGUGGAUUCUGCGGGUCAGAAGGUCAAGAGUCAUCUAGAAGUGUUGGUUGGAAAGUUCACAUACCAACUCUACAACAAUGUCGAGCCUACGUCAAAGCAGCCCUAACAGAUUACUGGACAAAAAAAGUACUGCCUUUUUUCACACCAGGGGACACGAAACAAGAUCAGGGUGUUCUACAAAAACCAGAAGGCUGGGUACCUAAUGCAAUAAAUUUACCAAAAGAAACAAAGGCAAUUCCUACUGAAAAAGUUUCCAAAAGCACAACAGAACACUCCUUCACAGAAGAUAAAACAAACAGUUUAUUACAAGCCAGCAGUAAUCCUCCAAAUCAAGAAAAUACAAUGAAAUCCAAAAAAGACCCAAAUUCUGAAGUAAUAUCAGCAACUGAAAGCAAAGUUUUGUAUCCAUCAGAUUCUGAAGACACACAAAAUUUUCAACAGCCAGAAUUAGCUAAUUCAGAAGAAAAGGAAGUAAAAGUUUAUCAUUCUCAAAUCAUUGAUAUUCAGCAAGAUAGUGGGAGUUCUCAGGACAAAAAAUCUACACAGGGUGAAAAUGUUGAGAAUAAAAUGAAAAGGGUACACAGAGAACUACAAGAAACAAAUGAUAGCACUGACAGUCAAGAAAUGUUAUCCAAAGAAUGUGAACAGUUUGAUGAAGAGAAUGAAUAUAAACCGAAGCAGUCUCAAAGUCUUGAAACAGCAGUAGGAAAAAAUACUACAACAAUGGAGUUAAAUGAUGAAUUUAAAAACGAAAUUAUCAUCAAAAGCUUAGAAGAAAAGGAAGCUAUCAAGGAAAGACAUUCAUCACAGGAAAAUAUUAAAACAAUAACUGAUGACAGAAGACCAAAAAGAAUGCCACCACGAUCCAGGAAACAUCUUGUCGAAAUUUUGCAGCUGAGUGACAUUGGCACACAGACCAACAAGGAAGAGAGUGACCUCAUUCAAAGCAUACUCAAUGAUAUGAAGAAAAUUUACAACAUUGCUAUUAAACCCUUAGAAAACCUGUACAAGUACAAAGAGAUCUCAGACAGACACUUGGGAGAUUCUGAAAUUUUUGGAACACCCAUGGUGCUGUUUUUAGGUCCUUGGAGUUCUGGAAAAAGCAGUAUCAUUAACUAUUUAAUGGGAAAUGAAAGAGCUAACACCGCAAGAAAAACAGCUCCUGAGCCAACAGAUAAUGUGUUUACGGUGAUUUCCUUUGGAGAGAAAUCAGACGUGUUGGAUGGUACAGAGUUAGCAGCAGACUGGUCCUUUGCCAGCGUCCAGAAAUUCGGCCAGUCCUUCCUUGAUCACUUCAAAGGAAUACGAAUAAACCACCCUCUCCUUAGAAAGGUAACCCUCGUAGAUACUCCUGGAAUCAAUGAAAACAGAAGAAGUCAAGAGAGAGGAUAUCCAUUUAAUGAUGUUUUUCAAUGGUUUAUUGACCAUGCUGACGUAAUUUAUGUCGUGUUUGAUCCCUCAAAGCUUCAGCUAGGUACAGAAAUGGAAGCCAUUUUAGACCAAUUAAAAGGCAGGGAGAAUCAAACUCGAUUUAUUUUGAACAAAGCAGACACUAUACGGCGAAGUGAAGUGAUGAAAGUGAUUGGACAACUUUUUUGGAACUUGUCCCCUCUCAUGGGGAGUUCUGAAGCUCCCACCAUCUAUGCAGUUUCCUUGACUGGAAAACCUUGGCACACGGGUGCUUCUAUUAACUUUCUAAUGGACCAGGAACGAGCUCUGCUAGAGGACUUACGCGAGACAAUAGACACGAGGGUUGAAAAUAGAAUUGCUUUCGCCCGGCGUCAUGCUAUGCGAGUACGAAACCACGCAAAGUUAGUGGACUGCUACCUUGAUACUUUUUAUCGACAUAAGUCUAUUUUUAGCAACAAGAAAAAACUGGCUGAUGACAUCACAGAUCAUCCUUUCCAGUACAGUAUUUUUAAUGGCUUAGAAGGCCUAACGAAUAUCAGUCGUUAUGAUUUGCCAGAUCCACUUAAAUAUCGAGACUUUUUUCGCCUGCACGUACUUCACGAGUUUAAACCUCUUACUUCCACGUGUAGUUACUUCUUAGGCUGUCCUUUGGACAGACUGGACACCGCCAUUGCUUUAGAUCUUCCUGAACUUUUCGAAAAGUACAAAAAACAAUCAAAAGUGCGAUUAUACCGAGAAAAAGAGGAUGAAAACAACGAGAAUAACAACAUUUAAGCCAACCUGGUGAUAAAUGCAGUUUAUGAGCACACGUUUAUCACUAAAGCUGGUCGCAACAAAGGACGUAACGUUAAACAUAUUAAGCCAACUUAAAGCCUGCCGCUGUUUUCAAUCUCUGCAUCUGAAAUUAGUCUUGAGUAGGUGAUCGUAUAUCGAGCCAAAAAACCAUAGAAUAUUACACCUUUUAAACAGAAACACUGUAAAAGCAAACUGGUUUCAUAUAUAAUGGAUUAGCAAUACGGAUCUCUAAGUAACCCAGAUGCAAACUAAGUACACUUUAUACUUCUUUAUACUGAACAUUAAAUAUCCCAAAGGACUGUUGAACAUUUUAAUAUUAAAAAAUGUUCCUACAUUCCCAAUCAACCGAUAUACUGUAGCAAACACUUUUCGUAAAAAAAAUAAAAAAAAUAACAUGAAUUCCCGUAUUUAGUUGUUUUUUUUUUUAACUUCCAAAUGUACAAGGUAUCUUCCUUGUUACGAUUUUGUGAUUUUAAGUUUUCUUUGUGACAUAAACAAACACCCAUGGAUAGUUGAUAUAUUUUACAAGCGUGUUUGUCGUUAUAUGUUUUUGUA